Aspergillus pseudotamarii is the source of this 1344-nucleotide messenger RNA. RefSeq names its product aromatic prenyltransferase. Lineage: Eukaryota; Fungi; Ascomycota; Eurotiomycetes; Eurotiales; Aspergillaceae. The transcript has a single exon. Gene Ontology annotation, molecular function: transferase activity, transferring alkyl or aryl (other than methyl) groups. Gene Ontology annotation, biological process: alkaloid metabolic process. Bases 1 to 1344 code for a protein of 447 amino acids. The record is from RefSeq and is a predicted model, not a curated record.
AUGGCUGCUCCUCAAAGAGCGAUCGAUUACAAGAAGUACAUGGAGCGGCUUCAGUCCUGGGAUAUCGCUUCUAUGUGGCUCGGUGAGAGGCAGGACGAUAUCCAGGACUGGUGGGACUUCUGUGGACCGCAACUGGUAACACUCGCCCAUGAAGCCGGCUACAGCCCUGUGGCCCAGAUUGAAAUACUUCUCUUCUUUCGCUCAGUUAUUUUACCAAAUAUUGGACGUUUCCCUCACACUUGCCGUCCAAUUGCGUGCGCCCAAGCCCGAAGCAUACUCACCUAUGACGGGUCUCCUAUUGAGUAUAGUUGGAGAUGGAAUGUUUCUGCCAGCGACCAUCCCCAGAUCCGUUUUUGCGUCGAGCCAGCGGGACAUAGCUCAUGUGCCACUGGGGCCGUGGGUAGUAAGCUUCGUGCUACUGAUGCCAUCCUGGCACAACUUGCAAAGAGGCUGCCGCAUCUAGACCGUGAAUGGUACUAUUAUUUCCUGGAUUCCUUGCACAUCGGCCGUUGGAUAGAUAGUUCUCACCAUGACGAUGCACACCCAUGGCAGGGACGAGUGCCACGGGUGCCCGUUGCCUUUGAUUUUACGCCAAAAGGAAUCUCCACUAAGGUGUACUUUACUCCACCGGCCACACCUAACAAUAUGACCUCUUUCAACACUAUUGCGGAUUCCGUGCGGCCAAUUUGUCAACAGGACACUGCCGCCCUGGACGAGUGUAUGGCAUACUUUGCCAGCGACCCGGUUGGGGCUACUUUGCGACCGGACGUCGUGGCCAUUGACUGCGUCUCGCCUCUGAAAUCACGUAUCAAGGUCUAUGCAGGAACACCAAUGACCGCGUUCACGAGUGUCGUAUCCGUGAUCACGUUGGGUGGUCGGAUCCCAAUACCUCAAAGUUCCAUUGAUGAGAUGUGGGCCUUGUUCCGCAUGGUCCUCGCUCUUGACGACAAUUUCUCGCGAGAUGAGGAACUACCCGUGCAGAGUCCAUUCCAACCCAGCCGCGCACACCGCGAAGACUACUAUAGCGGCUUACUCUACUACUUCAACCUUGCAUCGGGAUCAGAGUUACCUGAUGUGAAGCUGGACAUACCCGUGAUCCGAUACGGGCGCUCAGACGAAGAUAUUGCGCACGGGCUCCAACAAUUUAUGAUCUCGAGGGGGCGGGGACAAUAUGUAGACGGAUUCCAGCGUGUUAUGGAGAUAAUUAACCAGAGGCAUCAGCCCGGAAAUGGGCAUCGUGUGCAAACAUAUAUCUCAUGUUCGAUUGAGAAGGAUGGUUCUUUAUCAUUGACCUCGUACCUCAAUCCCGGUGUGUAUUCCUCAUCUGAAGCAGCCGAGGUUUAG